This is a messenger RNA of Dictyostelium purpureum, 903 nucleotides long. RefSeq lists its product as uncharacterized. The coding region runs from base 1 to 903 and encodes 300 amino acids. The record is from RefSeq and is a predicted model, not a curated record. NCBI's taxonomy places the organism in Eukaryota, Evosea, Eumycetozoa, Dictyosteliales, Dictyosteliaceae. The transcript is spliced from 3 exons.
AUGAAGUCAUCACCAUCAACGAACUCGCCAUUGGCUACCAAUCCUAAACUUAAAAAAACAAAUAAAAUUUCUACACCUGUCACAUCAAAAUCAACUAUUGUACCUAUAAAUCUUGGGAGUGAAAAAAGUGAAAAAAAUUUAGUUAGUAAUCAUGGAGUAUAUAGUAGUGCUGUUUUACCUGCAGGACAACCAACUAUACCUAUAGUUUCAACAAAUAGUGUUUGGGGUGGAGCAAAACCAGCCACACCAACUACUUCAUCACCCAAUACUACCACCACCACUACAACAACAACAACAACCACACCCGCAAAUAUAAAUACACCUACACCUACACCAACACCCACAUCAACAACUCCUUCAUCUACCACUCCUUCAUCGACAACCCCAUCAGCAACCACAACAAUUAAUUCAUCUAUACCAACUACAGCAGCAGCUAUUUUGAAUAGUAUAGGUUCAAAUACUCAAUCAACACAAACUACAGCAGCAGCAACAGCAACAACAGCAGUUAGUACACCAAGCAAUAGUGGCAAUUCUAUUAGUGGUAAUAGUUCAAAUAUCCACCCAGCUUCAAAUACAACUACAGCAUCAGCAUCAACAACACCAACAACAGCAUCAUCAUCAUUGUCAUCAUCGAACCUUUUACAUAACCAUCCCUCAUUAAUUAAUUCCACUUCAUCACCAUUAGGUGGAUCAACUUAUUCAUCAUCAUCCUCAUCAAUUUCUUCAUCAACAGAAAAUUUAACAAACUUAACUCCAACCCUUGUAGAUAAUAUAAAUAAUAAUAAUAAUAAUAAUAAUAAUAAUAAUAAUAAUAUAAAUAAUAAUAGUAAUUUAACAUCAAACACUACUGUUACUGAUUCAGCACCAAGUACAGUACCACCUUGGAAAUCAACAACCUUAUAA